AUGGCUAGCACGCUCAACAAGCGACCCUCGACACCGACCGUCACAGGCUCAGCUGCCAAACGGUCCAAGCCUGACUACAACAGUAUCAUCUCAGUACUGGUCGGUGAGGAUGAGGAGGAGUUCAAAGUCCACAAGACCACCCAUUGCGACCGAUCACCAUAUUUUAAGGCUGCCUGCUCGACUCGCUGGCAGGAAGGUCGAGAAGGCGUCGUUAGACUGCCUGAUCACAAACUAUCCACCUUCGCAAUCUACAUCCACUGGUCGUAUACCGGCGAGCUAGACGUCAAGCUAGUGGGAAAGGGCGAGAGCGGUAGCCCGGAUUCACACGAGGAGCUUGUGCGGACCUGGAUCCUGGCACACUACCUUGGCAGCCUCGACCUGUGCAAUCUCGUCAUCGACCCAGAUGCUGCAGCGGUACGAGGGUGA
Messenger RNA from Fulvia fulva, 426 nucleotides. RefSeq lists its product as uncharacterized. The record is from RefSeq and is a predicted model, not a curated record. Gene Ontology annotation, molecular function: protein binding. The transcript has 2 exons. Lineage: Eukaryota; Fungi; Ascomycota; Dothideomycetes; Mycosphaerellales; Mycosphaerellaceae. The coding region runs from base 1 to 426 and encodes 141 amino acids.